AUGAGCGUUCAAGAAGAUGAUGGCCUCAUUCUCAUCAAACCUCCACCGAUUUUUCAGGAGAAGAACUAUGUCCCGAAGGGCGUGAUGUAUCAACCACUCAAGGCUGUCUAUGGGUUCAGGCGAAGUCCAAGGCUGUGGGGUCUCCUGAGAGAUCAAACCAUGAGAGACUUCAGAAUCCAUGUUCUUGAGAAUGGUCAAGAGAAAGUUUUGGUUCUGCUGCAGCUGAAUUCAGAGCCAAACCUAUGGAAGAUAGCUGUCCAGGGGGAGGAAGAGGAGCCCACUAUGACCAAUGGCAUGAUGCGAGGACUAGUGAUGUCCUAUGUUGAUGAUCUGUUCGUCACUGGUCCGAGCUAUGUGGUCGAAGCAGUCAAAGCCAAGUUUGAAGAAACCUGGGCUACUUCCAAGCCCGAAUACGUGGGUGAACAUCCAGUCCGGUUCUUGGGGAUGGAAGUGAAGAAGGAAAGAAAGGCAGAGGACGAAAGGGAGGUGUCGAGACAGCUGAAAGGCUAUCUGCUGAAAACAAAGGAAGAAGGGUUGAAGUAUGAUGAAAGCCCUGGAAAGCCCAUUGCCGUCAAUGCGUUUUCUGACGCAUCCUUCGCCCCAGUUCGGGAAGAAUCACAUGGAGCGUUUGUCAUCAAGUUCAAUGACUCUCCGAUUUUUUGGAGGUCAGGGCGACAGAGUGUGAUCACCCUUUCAACUGCUGAAUCGGAAUUGGCCGAGAUCGUGGAGGCCAUGGGAGCUGCUGAGUCAAUCUCAGUGAUCAUUGAAGAGAUCUAUGAAGAAGUUGAGAAGGUCGCUUGGAGCGACAGCCAAGCGGCGGUCGCUAUCAUGACGUCGGAGGGAGGCUCCUGGCGUACAAGGCACCUCAGAAUGAAAGCAGCGUAUGCACGUCAAGCCAUCUCACAGGGCUUGUGGUGCUUGAAUCACAUGGCAGGUCUGACUUUGGUGGCGGAUGUUGGGACGAAGGCAGUCAGUGCCAACCGACUUGAAGCUUUGAAAGAAUUGAUGGGGAUGGGCAGAAGCUCAAAAUCCUCGGACCGAGCUGGCGACGCAGAGUCGGGUGGAGGAGACCUGGUUCGGCGCCCAGCUAGGCGAGACGGCGAUGCAGAGUCGGGUGGAGGAGACCUGGUUCGGCGCCCGUCUAACGCCCAUGGUCCAGAGGAAGAAGAAUCAGAAAAGAAAAGAGAAAAGGCGGUCAACGCCAUCAGAUUGGUCAUCUUCAUGGCCAUGCUGACAGGAGCCAAAGGUCAGGAAGAAGAUGAAGACGAAGAAGAGGGUCAACGAGAAUUUCAAAUCAUGAUGGCCGCUUUUACGAUCAUGGUCGUCGUGGUCACUCUUCUUUUUCAGAGAGCAUGGAAGGUAGGAGUAGGAAUGUGCUAUCAGGAGCCCAAAGAAGUUUCUGAGAAGCCAGGACGAAGUCUCCCCAUGCGCGAAGAUCGAGAAGAGAUUCAAGAAAAUACACAACCAGAAGCUGGAGGCGCUGGCGGUGAGUUGGGGUCGGGGAGUUCAGCUGAACACCUGGUCCGCCUCCCGCCAGGGGGCCGGGAGGAGCACCAACAGCUCUCCCAACCUGAAGGCGAAACAUCCAGUUCAUCAGACUGGUCUUCAGGUGGUCCCAGCCCAGCUGAAGGAACUUUGGAGCGAAGAAUCGAGGAGGAAUUGCUGAAGAUUGCAGAAGAAGAAGCUGAGCUUUGGCAUCAGAUACGCCAAGUUCCGCUACCACCAGUGUUGAUAGAGAAAGUAGAAGAAAGAGAAGAAGAGGGACUGAGGUUUCCAAUUUUCAGGACGAAGUUUGGAGUGGUCUAUCAUAGCACUCUGACCUGUAAACAUCUUCAAGGAGUCCGAGUGUCAUUGCCCCGAGAGUUCAAGUGGUGCCAAGAUUGCCGACGCGUGGCGCUUCAAACUAGAGGGCGACCGCCUCCUGGAACUCCAGUCAUCUUGUCAGUUGAAGGAAAUGCAGCACAUACUGAUAAGAGAUGCCCAUGGGUCCGAGAUCCCAAAUCGACCCCCUUUUGCCUCACAUGUCAAGAAAGAGAAAGGGUAGGUUGA
Messenger RNA from Cladocopium goreaui, 2049 nucleotides. The record is from the annotation of a GenBank genome assembly. Lineage: Eukaryota; Dinophyceae; Suessiales; Symbiodiniaceae.